UUGAAGAGAGGCAAAAACACUUUCGAACAAGGACACAGAGAAUCAAAAGAGGCGGAACUCAAACCGUUAUUUUCUUAGCUAAUUUAAUAAACACAUUUCACGUCCGCAUACCCAAAACACACACACCGCUCGCGUACGCCGGCAGAAAUCAACGAAAUUGAAUCCUAGCUUGCUAUUUAUUAGCUCGAAAAAGUCAAAAUUUUAUAGUUUUCCUGACUCCGUGUGAUUGAUUCUAGGUUUUGAGCUGCGAGAAUUUCUGAAUCUUUGCUCUGCAAAAAGCUGGCUAUGGAUUGCGAGCCGUACGACAGUAGUGGAACUGAUGAUGAUUUUCCUCCACCACAUCGAAAUACAAAUAGAGUGUCAAGAGGUGGCUGCAUUUCUGGUAAUGGAAGGCCUGCUGCCUUGAGUUCUCACCCUUUUCCCCGGAUCUAUGAGGAGACUGACAUGGAAGCUAAAAUUCACCAGCUUGAGCAAGAAGCAUACAGUUCAGUUCUAAGAGCCUUUAAAGCUCAAGAUGAUGCCAUAACCUGGGAGAAGGAAAGUUUAAUUACAGAGCUCAGGAAAGAGUUAAGAUUGUCAAACGAGGAACACAGGGAUCUUCUCAGUAGGGUUAAUGCUGAUGAUACAAUCAGAAGAAUCAGGGAGUGGAGGCAAUCAGGGGGGCUGCAACAAAGCAUUCAUGGUGCCAAUCAACCAGUACAUGAUGCAGUGCUGAGUCCGUCCAUUUCAGCUUCUCGUAAAAAGCAAAAGAUAGCCCCACAGUAUCCUCCUGUAUCUUAUGGUGGGCCAUCUCCUUCUUUCCACCCACAGGCAAUUGCUACAUCAAACCAGCCAUCGUCCUCAGCUGCUAAGCGUGGACCUAUAGCAGGGACAAAAGGAAAAAAGCACAAAUCUAUACCACCUGGUUCAUUAACGAAAAUUCGGCAUCCCUCUGGGCCAGCUGGAAGAGGUCAAUUUGGUAACCGCGUUGGGGGCCUUCCAAAUGAGCGGCCACAAGGUUCUUUUGAUCCAUUAAUUGGACGGAAAGUCAGAACCAGAUGGCCCGAUGAUAAUAAUUUUUAUGAAGCUGUUAUAACUGAUUACAAUGCAGUUGAGGGUCGACAUGCUCUUGUUUAUGACAUAGGUACUGACUUUGAAACAUGGGAAUGGGUCAACCUAGCUGAGAUAUCUCCGUCUGAUAUUAAGUGGGACGGUGAAGACCCUGGGAUUUCUCGUCGUGGCAGUUACGGUGGAGCUGCCUGUGGGAUCGGCCGACCUCUUGGACAAGAUAAUGCUCCAGGUUUGGGAAGAGGAAGGGGUUUACCCAAAGGCCAGUCCAGGAACGACCUUCCACCCCAAAAUGGUAUUGGAAAGAAAAGACUGGAUGACAUUCAGUUGCUUCAUACCGAGACUUUGAUAAAAGAGGUGGAGAAGGUUUUUAAUGCUAGUCAUCCAGAUCCUGUUGAAAUUGACAGGGCAAGGAAAGUUCUAAAGGAACAUGAGCUCGCUCUCAGCGAUGCCAUUGCAAGGUUUGCGGAUUUAUCUGAUGGUGAAAGUGACGAAGGUGGUGGCUUCGAACAUGGCCAGGCACUGGAGCGAGCAUAACACCCCCACACCAGUGAUGAUAAUUUAGGAUGAAGGAGGGAUGGAAAUUGGUGGUAAAUUGGCAUUUAUGGGUAGAAUCAACUUCUGUGACUAAUACCGACAUGGUAGAAUACUGAUCGAUUUAGGGCUGUUGUAUAAUUCAGAUAACAUUCCUUAACAUUAUGAUUGUUUUUGAGUCCGGUAAGCCAAGUCCUUAGGUGCGUUGUUCUUAGAUUAUAGUAGUUUGUAAAAUAUAAACACGUGGUAUGUAAAAUUUUUGUUCAUGUCCUCUUGUAGAAAAUCAAUUAAUUAUCCCCAAA
Molecule: messenger RNA, 1883 nt
Organism: Salvia splendens (bonfire salvia)
Lineage: Eukaryota; Viridiplantae; Streptophyta; Magnoliopsida; Lamiales; Lamiaceae
Product: protein EMSY-LIKE 3
Exons: 10
Coding region: 286-1584 (432 amino acids)
Biological process (GO): defense response to fungus
Cellular component (GO): nucleus
Source: RefSeq, a predicted model, not a curated record